AUUCAAUCUCUAACAUUUAUCCUUCAGAACUGAGGAACUCCUGUUCUUACUAAGUGCUUGUACACAUUCAACGUUCUUUUAAAAUCCCUGCUGGAGCAAAGUCUUUUAUCUGCUGCUAUUCCAGUGCUAAAAGUUCCUCUCACUUUGCUUUGAAAUGACCCUUGUCUGUUUAUCAGACUUCGAAGCUUACGCUAAAAAGCAUCUUCCCAAGGCUGUCUGGGAUUAUUUUGCGGCAGGUGCUGAUGAAUGUUAUACACGAGAUGAUAAUCUCAUGGCAUAUAAAAGAAUCUAUUUGCGGCCACGUGUCCUGCGGGAUAUGUCUGUAGUAGAUCCAAGGACCACUAUUCUUGGCUCAGAAAUUGACUUCCCAGUGGGGAUUGCUCCUACCGGCUUCCAUGGCUUGGCCUGUCCCGAUGGAGAGCAGAGCACAGCUAGAGCGGCAGAAGCUAUGAAUACCUGCUACAUAGCGAGCACAUAUUCCACUUGCUCUGUGGAAGAAAUUGUUGCUGCUGCACCUACUGGUUUACGAUGGUUCCAACUCUACCUCCACCGGAAGAGGACAUUCUCAGAGCAGCUGGUGCGACGGGUGGAUUCUUUGGGAUUCCAGGCCCUGGUGCUCACUGUUGACGUGCCUUACACUGGCAAGAGGCGGAAUGACAUUCGCAACCAUUACCAGUUCUUGAAUUCCAUCCAAGUGAAGAACUUUAAGGGAGCUUUUGAGGGUGAAGACCACACAGAGUAUGGUCUGCCUUCUGGAUCCAUAGACCCUUCGGUCAACUGGAAUGACAUCACCUGGUUACAAAGCCUAACCCGGCUGCCAAUCAUCAUCAAGGGGAUUCUGACAAAAGAAGAUGCUGAGCUGGCUGUGAGACAUGGCGUUCAAGGGAUUAUUGUAUCCAACCAUGGAGGAAGACAGCUGGAUGGAGUCAUUUCAACUAUUGCUGCUCUGGUUGAAGUUACUACUGCAGUGCAAGGCAAAAUCGAAGUUUACUUGGAUGGUGGAAUACGAACUGGGAAUGAUGUAUUGAAAGCAUUGGCACUUGGAGCAAAAUGCGUCUUCAUUGGAAGGCCGACUAUGUGGGGCCUAGCCUACAAGGGUAAAGAAGGACUUCAAGAAGUUUUGAAGAUUUUAAAAGAUGAAUUUUGUUUGUCAAUGGCUCUCACAGGAUGUAAAAAUGUCUCCAAAAUUGGCCGGCAUCUUGUUCAGUAUUCCAAGUUGUAAAGAAAUUUUCUGCAGCACUCACCAGACCAGAAGCACUGAUUAAAAACGAGGGAGAAAACCCAGCCACCAACCACACAUCAGAAAGUUCAUUUCAUGAGAAUUUGCAGUGCCCUGAAAUGAACAGGACCCAGCAGCUUAAUAGCUGACCUCUACUUGACUGUGAACUGGGAGAUCCCAUCCUUUUGCUUGUCUGUGUUCAUGAUUCCCAACUAGGAAACAUCCCUUAAACACUUUCAAUUCUCCUCCCUAGAUUAAGUGAGUGAAAUGCUGUAUUAUCCAGUGAUUUAUGUGUUUCACUUAGAAUAAUAGAAUCAGAAAAUCGUGGAAUCACUUACUUGGAAUGGCUCACUUAGGCCACUGAGUCCAAGUACAGCUCAAUGAUGAAAUCUAAAUUAAAGCAUCCCUGGCAGGUUUCUGUCCAGCAACCAUCUGAACAUAUUCAACAAAAAAAGAAGCAACCAACUUCCUAGAUUAGGGGUUCCUCUGUCAAACUGUCUUUUUUAUUAGACUCAUUUUUCCUUACCAGAACCUGUCUUCAGAACGUAUUAUUUGGGGUCCUGCACUUUGGGGCAGUUCUAGAUGGCACAGCUCCCCUCACUGAAUUCAAUGAUUCAGAUGAGGUUAGUAUACCAAGCCAUGAUGUGAGAGGACAAGGUGACUUAUCUGCAAGUCUGGACUGCUCCCAGAGGAAAUCAAUCCAUCAGUCAGACUUUGCCAUUCCUGAGCAAUAGAUGAUCCUAGAGAUGCAAACAACUGAAAUUGUUUGCAAAUUUCAGUAGAGUGAUUUUUCAUUUUUGAAACCAUCUUAAAGUUCUAUAUUAUGUUGCAACAAUCCAAUCUCAGGGAAGAAAACUAACAUCACAAACCCUGCAGCUUAAAAACUCCAAAACAAGAAAAAUGCAGUCCCCAACAAUAAAGAGAUUGCUUAACCCUGCAGCAAAAUAUGCCUCUUAUUUUUAUCUCUGUGGAUUAAGGGAGGCUGACCACAAAAAUGGCUUCACAAAGUCCCAAGAUGCUGAAUUUUUGCUUGUAAUCACAAAUUCAUCAAAGUGUAUAUCACUCUCUGGAAUAAAGGCCAAAACACAAACUUC
Molecule: messenger RNA, 2313 nt
Organism: Candoia aspera
Lineage: Eukaryota; Metazoa; Chordata; Lepidosauria; Squamata; Candoiidae
Gene: HAO2
Product: hydroxyacid oxidase 2
Exons: 8
Coding region: 155-1222 (355 amino acids)
Biological process (GO): fatty acid alpha-oxidation
Cellular component (GO): peroxisome
Molecular function (GO): oxidoreductase activity; FMN binding
Source: RefSeq, a predicted model, not a curated record